Messenger RNA from Myotis myotis, 935 nucleotides. Its product is annotated as eukaryotic initiation factor 4A-III-like. The coding region runs from base 150 to 935 and encodes 261 amino acids. Gene Ontology annotation, cellular component: nucleolus; catalytic step 2 spliceosome. Lineage: Eukaryota; Metazoa; Chordata; Mammalia; Chiroptera; Vespertilionidae. The record is from RefSeq and is a predicted model, not a curated record. The transcript has a single exon. Gene Ontology annotation, molecular function: RNA helicase activity; mRNA binding.
AUCGCUGUAAGCAGCCUGAAACAAGGCGGUAAAUUCUAGACGAGGUGCCCGGGAGAACCUAAGGCCCAUUAGCCUAUUAGAUCUCCAUCUUCAGGCAGGAAAGGCGUGUGCGAAAGCACAGGGGCACCGGACAGUAAGUGUGUCCGUGGAUGCUAAGUUUUCCACGGAGAUUUCAGGGAGGGGGCAGAGGCCUCGAGAGGCAGAGUAUAAAAGGUCAGCAAGGACUCAGAGGCUGUGUGCUGUCCGCCCUGAAGGGCCAGUGGCAUUGUGACUUGCUCACCAGAAAGCAGGUCCUGGAGGUUUACGACGGCUACAGGUACCUGCCCCUGGCCACGCAGGUGGUGCUCAUCAGCGCCACGCUGCCCCACGAGAUCCUGGAGAUGACCAACAAGUUCAUGACGGACCCCAUCCGCAUCCUGGUGAAGCGUGAUGAGUUGGCGCUGGAAGGCAUCAAGCAGUUUUUCGUGGCGGUGGAAAGAGAAGAGUGGAAAUUGGACACGCUGUGUGACCUCUACGACACGCUGGCCAUCACACAAGCCGUCAUCUUCUGUAACACCAAGAGGAAGGUGAACUGGCUGAUGGAGAAAAUGAGAGAAGCCAACUUCACGGUGUCGUGGAUGCACGGGGACCUGCCGCAGAAGGAGCGGGAGUCCAUCAUGAGGCAGUUCUGCUCCUGCGCCAGCCAGGUGCUCAUUUCCACCCACGUCUGGGCCCGCGGCCUGGACGUCCCUCAGGUGUCGCUGAUCAUCAGCUACGACCUGCCCAACAACCGGGAGCUCCACAUCCACAGAAUCGGGCGGUCGGGGCGGUACGGCCGGAAGCGCGGGGCCAUCAACUUCGUGAAGAGGGACGACAUCCGCAUCCUGCGGGACAGGGAGCAGUACUGCUCCACGCAGAUCCACGAGAUGCCCGGGAACGUUGCCCAUCUGAUCUGA